AUGAUAGAUAAGUCCCAACAGACUGAAGUGACAGAGAAAAAGACACACUUGCCUAUAUCACAGUCAUCUGCCCCCAAAGCUACCCUUAGUAUUGGUAGUAUUCCCGGAAGAAAAAUCAACUAUGAAUCUGGUAGUUUAUCUGCUCAACUUCAGCAAACUUGGACACAGAGAAAGCAUGUGCAGAAUAUGACUGAUAAAUCUCUGCAGACAGACACUAUUGCAGAAAAAAAUGAAAUCAAAUCAUCUUGUCGAACAGUGGCACCUGAAGAAAAGCUAGCUGCUAUUGAUGAAGCAGCCCCUGAAUUUCUGGAGAGUGUUCAGGAAGUAGAAAUUCCACCAAGGAGACACUCACUUCAUCUCAAAACAGACAGAUCUCAGCAGACCAGUUGUACUGGAGACUGGACAAUGAUGGACAUUUUUCAAAAAGAGAAAGCAGACAACGAACAGCAGACACAUAUUACUGAAUCAGAAAAAGUGGUUAUUGGCUGGCCAGAGUCAAAGGAAGGUACGCAGAAACACAAAUCCUCAGGGAAGAUAUUUGUUAGUGAACAUCCUGAAUCUCAACCUGCAGUGAAUAGUAACGAAGAAAUUAGACAGAAAAGUGGCAGCAGAACUGAUACUCAACAGACCAAAAAAGAUGCUCCACUGCAUUUAGAAGAUGAGCAAGAUGUUCCAGUUGAAGUAAAACCUCCUGCAUCAGAAGAGAUCUCUGCUGAGAUGCAACUUCCACUAGCUGAGAAGACUCCUGCAGAAGUCCUUUCUGAAGUUCAGCCUCCACUAACUGAGGAGGCUCCUAUUGAAAUACAACCUUCCCCAGAUGAAGAGGCACAUGGAGAUGAGGCCCCUGAUAAAGUAAAGCCUACUCUUGCAGAAGAGACUUCCACAGAAGUUCAGCCUUUACCAGAUGAGGAGGCCCCUGUAGAAGAGUCCAAAGAAGAAGUUCAGCUUCCAUCAGCUGAGGAGGCCCUUGCAGAAGAGGUCUCCACUGAAGUGCAGCCUCCACCAGCUGGGGAGGCCCCUGAAGAAGAAUCCUCUGUCAAAGUUCAGCCUCCACCAGCUGGGGAGGCCAUUGAAGAGGAGUUCUCCAUAGAAGUUCAGCCUGCACCAGCUGAAGAAGCCCCAGAAGAAGCCCAGCCUCCACCAACUGAGGAAACCUCUGCUGAAGUUCAUCCUCAACCAGCUGAAGAGGCCCUUGCAGAAGAGGCAUCCUCUGAAGUUCAGGCUCUACUAAUUGAGGAGGAGGCCCCUGCAGAAGAGGCCUCCAUCGAAGUUCAGCCUCUAACAGCUGGGGAGGCCCUUAAAGAAGAGUUCUCCACAGAAGUUCAGCCCUCACCAGCUGAGGAGGCCCCUGCAGAAGAGUCCUCCAUAGAAGUUCAGCCUGAACCAGCUGAAGAAGCCCCAGAAGAAGCCCAGCCUCCACCAACUGAGGAAACCUCUGCUGAAGUUCAUCCUCAACCAGCUGAGGAGGCCCUUGCAGAAGAGGCAUCCUCUGAAGUUCAGGCUCUACUAAUUGAGGAGGAGGCCCCUGCAGAAGAGGCCUCCAUCGAAGUUCAGCCUCUAACAGCUGGGGAGGCCCUUAAAGAAGAGUUCUCCACAGAAGUUCAGCCCUCACCAGCUGAGGAGGCCCCUGCAGAAGAGUCCUCCAUAGAAGUUCAGCCUGAAUCAGCUGAAGAGGCCCCAGAAGAAGUCCAGUCUCCACCAACUGAGGAGGCCCCUGCUGAAGUUCAUCCUCGACCAGCUGAGGAGGCUCUUGCAGAAGAGGCCUCCUCUGAAGUUCAGCCUCCACCAGCUGAGGAGGCCCUUGAAGAAGAGGCCCCAUAUGAAGUUCAUUCUCUACCCCCUGAGGAUAUCUAUGACAAGGAAGGUCCAGCUGAACUUCAGCCUCCUCCGAAGGAAAUGAUCCCUGUUGAUGGACAGUCUUUACUAGAUGAGGAGUCCUUUAUUACGCAAAUCUCUAUAGAAGACACCUAUCCUGAAGGUCAGCUUCCACUAUCUGAACAAAUCCCUGAAGAUGAGGCUCUGGUAGAGAAUGUGCCAACUGAAUAUCAGUCUCCCAAGGCAGCAGGUGUACCAGUGGUAACAUUAGAAUCACUGGCUUUGGAAGAUGAGCCCAAAUCUGAAGAGCAUUUAGAACCAAAUGCUGUUCCUGAAGAUUCAUCUGAUACCAAGAAUGAAGAUAUUUCUUUUAAAAUAGAGGGUGUCAUCCAUAUAGAACUGGAAUAA
This is a messenger RNA of Sus scrofa (pig), 2223 nucleotides long. RefSeq names its product fibrous sheath CABYR binding protein (gene FSCB). NCBI's taxonomy places the organism in Eukaryota, Metazoa, Chordata, Mammalia, Artiodactyla, Suidae. The record is from RefSeq and is a predicted model, not a curated record. Gene Ontology annotation, biological process: negative regulation of protein sumoylation. Gene Ontology annotation, cellular component: sperm principal piece; sperm fibrous sheath. Gene Ontology annotation, molecular function: calcium ion binding.